UUAACUCUUUUUUCAAAUCCAAAAUAUUGAUAAAAAUGGGGAAUUCACUAGCAGGGAAAAGCACGACCAAGAUGAUGAAAAUAAACGGCGAAACAUUCAAGCUGAAAACUCCGGUGAAAGCUGAGGAUGUUAUAAAACAUCAUCCGGGACAUGUCAUGUUAGAGUCCGAAGCCGUUAAGCAUUUCGGCACUAGUGCGAAGCCAUUGGAGCCGCAUCAAAAGCUGGAGCCCAAGCGGAUUUAUUUCCUCGUCGCGUUGCCCGAAGCUCCGACCGAGAGAGUCCCGAGAAGGGUUCGGUCGGGUACUGUGAACAUGAGCGCGAAAGACAGGCUCGAGAGCCUGAUGUUGUCGAGGAGGUCUGUGUCGGAUCUGACGAUGAUGAAAGGAGAGAGCGUGGUGGCCGAGGAGGGCGGUGGAAGUGGGGCGACGGCGAUGAAGGUUAAAUUGAGAGUGCCUAGGGCUGAAGUGGAGAGGUUGAUGAAAGAGAGCGACAAUGAAGGUCAAGUGGCUGAGAAAAUCAUGCAGCUUUGCAUGGUUAAUGCUGGAAGGAACAGCCCACGUGAAGGUGGGCUUUGGACACGUAGCCAUGGGAGCACUGGAGAAGGUUUCAAGGCACGUGAGAAACGGGUGAGUUUCGUGGCAAUGAAUGGAGGAGGGACCCCACUAGCAGCGCCUUCCUAAGAGAAAUUUAAAAUUUAAAA
Hibiscus syriacus is the source of this 700-nucleotide messenger RNA. RefSeq lists its product as uncharacterized. The transcript is spliced from 2 exons. The coding region runs from base 36 to 680 and encodes 214 amino acids. NCBI's taxonomy places the organism in Eukaryota, Viridiplantae, Streptophyta, Magnoliopsida, Malvales, Malvaceae. The record is from RefSeq and is a predicted model, not a curated record.